AUGCUUACAAUCAAGGAGCAGUUGAGGGCCUUGAGCCCUGAAAAGGGCCUCAUCGGGUACCGUAAUUACGAACUCGCGAUGAUAAAAUUGCGGCAGUUCAAAUCAGAGCUCAUGGAUGCACUUGUGAAGAAUGAUAAAGAUAAGGAGAUAUUUUUGAAAUAUUGGCCGUUUGAUUGCCGAGAGUGCCUCGCACACGUAAUCUCCCUCGCAAGCACACAAGAUUGCGAUUGUUUACGUACAGCAUAUCCACAUGAUGGGUGCGAAGAAUUUUUUCCUAUCGCAAGGCCAAAUACAAAGUAA
Molecule: messenger RNA, 300 nt
Organism: Histoplasma capsulatum G186AR
Lineage: Eukaryota; Fungi; Ascomycota; Eurotiomycetes; Onygenales; Ajellomycetaceae
Exons: 1
Coding region: 1-300 (99 amino acids)
Source: RefSeq, a predicted model, not a curated record